AUGGACUACGCUGCUCGAGGUGACGGCGGCUACCCCGAGGCUGAGUCUUCGGCACAAAGUCUAAGCAUAGGUCCGGCGAGUCCAAAUUCAACCGCCGUCGACAGCUUCAAGCCCUACUACUCCAAGCGGCCUCACCGCAAGUCGAGGACGGGCUGCCGCAACUGCAAGCGGCGCAAGGUCAAAUGCGAUGAAGCCCGGCCCUUGUGUCGCCCGUGUUCCUUCCGGGGUGACACGUGCGAGUACCCCCCACUGCCCGUCUCUCAUUCCUCUGGCUUUGGCUUUGGCUCUGGCUCUGGCUCUGGCUCUGGCUCUGGCUCUGGCUCUGGCUCUUCCGCUUCCAGCUCCGUAUCCCCCCAUCCGCUGUUCAUACCCGCGGGACGCGAGGCUGUCGACAUGCGGCUGCUGUGGUUCUACUCGACCGCAACCUUCAAGUCGCUCUCGUCCAACUCGGGACGCGAACCCACGGUCGACCACGCCCUGCGCGUCAAGCUGAUCGAGCUCGCCUUCUCCAACGACUUCCUCAUGAACUGCUUGCUGGGCCUCGCCUCCAUGCACAUGCAACACGUCGGCCACGCCGGGUCCGGCUCCCGCUCCGGCGCCCUCGACGUCCCGCGCUCCACCGCCCUGCUCUACCGCGGCCAGGCCUUCGAGGGCUACCGCCGCGCCGUCGAGGACGCCGAGCCGUCGACCUUCCCCGCCCUCGUCGCCGGCUCGCUCGUGCUGUGCGGCCUGUCGUCGUACGGCUUCCGCGGCGAAGACGCCACGCCCCUGUACAUCCUCGACUGGCUAGUCCUGUGGCGUGGCGUCGGCGUCAUAGUUAACCUGACGCGCAUGCGCUCAAAGAACCCCACGGGGCUCGAGGUCCUCUUCUUCCGGCCCAAAAUCGACUACGACGCCGCCACCCGCCACAUCCCAAACUACCUGCUCUUUAUGCUGUCGACCAUCAAGCAGGGCGACGAUAGCGGCGACCCCGAUUCUGGUGCCGUCGCCACCUACUACCACGCCCUCAAGCUGCUCGGCUCGCUGUACGCCGAGCUGCUCAACGGCUUCAACCCCAUCCUCGAGCUGCGCAUCGUCACGCUCCUCUCGCGGCUGACGCCCGACUUCAUCGCCGCGGCGCGCGCCCGCCGCCCGCGCGCCCUCGUCAUCAUCGCGCACUUCCUCGUCUUCCUCAAGCUCGUCGACAACAUCUGGUGGAUGCAGGACAUAUCCGACCCGGAGAUCCGCGCCAUCGCGGCCGUCGUCGGCCCGGAUUGGGAGCCCAUGCUGCGCAUCCCGCUGGCGGCCGUCGACCUCGCCGACCACGCGGCCAUCGCCCGCGCGCUGCUCGAGGACCCCGCCUGGCGCGCCCCCGACUGGGACGCCUGCAGUAAGGACAAACACCUGUAUAUCCAGUCUCGCGCCUGGCCCGAUGAUACGGGCAUGCUGCUCGUCUACGACCCCGUUACGGGCAGGUUCAACUAUCGCUUUCCGCCGGAACAGGCCCAUCCCGGCAAGGGCCUGCCUGAGGAUUGA
Messenger RNA from Lasiosphaeria miniovina, 1515 nucleotides. RefSeq lists its product as uncharacterized. The record is from RefSeq and is a predicted model, not a curated record. Gene Ontology annotation, molecular function: zinc ion binding; DNA-binding transcription activator activity, RNA polymerase II-specific. Bases 1 to 1515 code for a protein of 504 amino acids. NCBI's taxonomy places the organism in Eukaryota, Fungi, Ascomycota, Sordariomycetes, Sordariales, Lasiosphaeriaceae. Gene Ontology annotation, biological process: regulation of transcription by RNA polymerase II. The transcript has 3 exons.